UAUUUGCUUUUUAUUUUAUUUUCUUUUUUCUUUUUGAAAUUAUCUCCAAAUACUAUAGAUUUAUAUUUAGGAAGAUCGCAAAGGUUAAGUUCGUGAUUUGAAAAUGGAAUCACUUUGAAUAUUUUUUUGUUUCCUUGUUUUUUCUUUUUUUUCCCUCUCUCUCACUUUCUCUCUUUUUGAAAAUAUGGCGGGAGAUUCGUAUCGUUUCGUAUUCGAUAUAUUCUCGUUAUUAUCUCUCUCUCUCUCUCUCUCUCUCUCUCUCUCUCUCUCUCUCUCUCUCUCUCUCUCUAUCAUCUCUAUCUCUAUCUCUUUCUCUAUGUCGUGUAUCAAACGAAAUAAAGUAUUUAUAUGCCUCUCUCUCUCUCCCCCUCUCUCUCUCUCUCUCUCUCUGGACAAGACUCUAGAAUAGUUGAAAUCCGUGAACUUUUUACACUUUUGAUCGCGGGAAUGGUUACAAAGUCGUCUCUGUUUUGUAAGAGCCAUUCGCGACGAUUCGCUUCGGAAUCUUUUUUAUCUCUUUCCUUUUCUUCUGUUUUUUUUUUUUUUUUUCCCCCUUUGCAUCCUCUUCUCCACGUAAACUGGCAACGUAAGCGUGUUCGUACCAAUGCCAUUGGGAGGUCUCUCGGACUAGUAUUGAGGCCUGCGCCAGUGUACGUCAGCGAAACAUAAUGCGCUACGCUCGACGAUUUUACAUUUUGAAUGUAAUGGCAUUUGAAUAAUGCCGAAACUCAUUUGUGAAACGAUAAUUGUGAGAACGAUAUCAAGAUUUAUUAUUCGAAAUCACGUCCUAUCAAUAUUCGGCCAAAUGUAACGAUUUAUAUGAUUCUAAGGCAUAAGGAUGUCAAAGCGACUCAGCUUCUAUGGUCUGGUUGGACUGGCGUCCCUCUGCAUCUUCUUCCUCGCAUUUAAUCAGCGCUACAGCAGCUAUCUUGAGCAUCGACUACAGCCGGUAUUAUCGGUCAGUAAUUAUUCGGAGGUGGGGAUUGCUCUUAAUCGAGUCACGCCAAACACACUCUUUUGGACGGACGUUGAAAUAAGGCCAAGGAUCGUCAGAAUCCAAGAAUCUGUAACGACAUACAUCAAAGGUUCAAACGACAAUGCCACGAUCAUCGAAAUACAAGAAGUCUUAGAUCAACAAAGAAGAGCCAUAGAAAGGGAGAUGCAAAAUUAUGAAUAUCCCAAUGGAAAAUAUGGUCUCAAUAUUAGUAAAUUGGACGACUUAGUUAUGGAGAAAGAUGGUACUCCAAUGAGAAGUAUAAUUUUGACAAGUUGGCGAAGUGGUAGCACAUUCCUUGGCGAUGUCAUAAAUGCACAUCCAGCAAAUUUCUAUCACUACGAGCCAUUACUUGAUUUUGGAAUUGUACAAAUCAGAGGUCCACCACUUGCGGAGGAAGCGCUUCAAAAUAUUGAAUCCUUGUUAAAUUGCAAUUUUCAUAAUCUUGAUAGAUAUCUAGAAUAUGGGAAAACUCAUCCAUGGGUCUUCAAUCACAAUACACAUUUAUGGCGUCAAUGUCAAAUACAUAAAAAGAUCUGUUGGGAUUCGCGUUUCGUUUCAAAAUUUUGUCAAUUAUUUCCAUUUCAAUCGAUGAAAUUAGUACGUUUAAGAUUACGUGCGGCAGAAGAUCUUUUAGCUAAAAAACGUUUAGGGAUAAGAUUGGUAUUGUUGGUACGUGAUCCACGAGGAAUUUUACAAUCAAGAAAGCAUAGAGAAUGGUGUCCUACCAGUCCAGAUUGUUCAGAUCCAGCUUUGGUCUGUGCUGAUAUGGUUUCAGAUUUCAGUGCUGCAGUACGUUUGAUAAAAAAAUAUCCACAUUCUUUCAGGGUGGUGCGAUAUGAAGAUCUAUCAGUAGAACCGUACAAAUAUGUGAAGGAACUUUAUACAUUUUAUGGUUUGGAUUUCCAUCCUAAUGUAAAAAGAUUUUUAGAUACUCAUACAAAAAGUGACGUUGGUGGUGUAUCGAGUACGUUUCGUAAUUCUAAAGUAGCCCCAUUUCAUUGGAGAACCGAUUUAGAAUUCGAAGAAGUUGAUGAAAUUCAAAGAGUGUGCGGAUCUGCUAUGAGAUUAUGGGGAUACGUUGAAGCAAUUAAUGCUACUCAUCAAAAAGAAUUUGAUCCUAUUACGGAAUAUCAACUACAAUUGUGACAUCUAUUGUAUAGAAUAUUUCCAACUGAUAUGGUGUACAGUACAGUAGUAUAAAAUAUCGAGACUAUAAGAAUUAGUUAUUUUGAUUACGUGCAGCACAUCGAGAUCAUCGAGUAUGGUACACAAUUCGUGAAAAUAAUAUUCAUGAUGGAUGGUGUUCCAUAGGGACAUAUACUCAGGAAUAUAGUAACAACAUACCACCUGUGAAUAUUUCAAUAUUCAACUAUCGUAGUUAGAAAAUUUUUUCAAUUCUGAAUAUAUUUAAUCUGAGAAGACCAAUGGUGAUGCCGUUCCUCAAUAAAAAUAAUAAUAAAAAGAAAAAAAAAAAAAAAAAAAAGAAAAAAAAAGAAGAAGAAAAGAAAAAGAAAAAAAAAAGAAAAAUGAAAAGAGAAAACAGAAAACAAGAAAAAAAGUAAUAUAAUAAUAAUAAAAGUCUCUUUAGAAGUAUUGCGCCAAUGCGAAGAACAAAAAUAAUUUGUUGUAGGUUUUAAAUGAUUGAAUUUGUUAGGUCGUAUAAAUAUACCUAACAACACAUUUUGACACAAAAAAAAAAAAAACAAACUAUAAUAUCUACUCAUAUCAGUGAAUCUCUAGUUAAAUUAUCAAAAUUUGUAUGACCCUCUCUGGAGAGUCAUUUCUUAGAUACGAACAAAAAAAAUAUCUAUUAUAACGCUUAUAUCCAAUAUUUUAUGAUAAAAGCUGAUUUUCUUUGUUUUUUUUAUUUUUUUAUUUUUUUUUUGUAAUAACUCCUCAUGUAGGUCACAAAAGACAUAUUUACGUAAAAUAUAACAUACGUCAUAUUAUAUACUCAAAAUGAUUCAUAAUUCUAUUUGAUUGAUUAAAAAAAAAAAAAAAAAGGGAAAAAAGAAUAAUAAAAGUAACAUUUACACAUAUGUGUAUAGUUCAAACUCACGAUAAUACUCCAUUUCAUUUUUCACAAGUUCUCUUUAUAUAUAUAUAAAAAAUUAAAAAAAAAGCCUAGUUGAAAAAUGCUGUGAAAUACUAUAUAUACACACACACACAUACACAUAUGAUAAACUAAUAAUGUAAAUUUUAAAAUAUAUUCGAUUCUGGCAAAUUAGUUGAUAAGACAAUUUUCGAAGUUUUACACAAUAUACAUAUUGUUACAUUUGUAAAUCUAACUGCGAAUUAAUUUAAUCGACAACUUAUGGAUCUGGUUUAUAAAUCUCGAGAAUUGACCAAUGACCGUGCUUAUAUAUAUAUAUAAAAAAAUAAUAAUAAAAAAAAAAAAGAAAAACAGAUAGAGAGAGUUAACAUAGACUUGCUUUAAUUUAGUAAUAUAUAUAUAUAUAUAUACAUAACAGUCAGUGGUGAGCAAAUUAUACUUCUAUGUGUUACAAUUAUAUAUUGUUAAAUUUACAAAUAGUAAUAUCACUUUUUUUAUAAUUUAUUUUCAAAAAGCAAACGAAUAUAUAUUAUUUGUAAAUAUUAUUAUAUUGGUUGUGUGUUAUAAAAAAAAAAAGAAAAGAAAGAAAAAAUAAUAAUUUGAAAACUAUAGUUUGUAUAUCAUAUAAUUGAUAUAACGCAAUACGACCAUCCUAAAACUAUGCAUAAUACAUAAUAUGUGAUGAUUUUGUGUUCAAUGCAUAGAAAUAUGAAUAUAUUAUCUUAACAAUUUCUAAGGUAUACAAAUAUGUGCAAGUAUUAUAUAAAAAAUACAUUGCUCCAAACAAUUAUUUCGCACGCAAAAAUAUCUCAUACAUCCUGCUAAAAUAGUUCAGUCUACUUUUAAUCGAUAGAAGAUAUGAAUCAUAUGAUAUUAAAAUUAUACGUUUACAUUGAUUAAUUUUACAAAAUCUUACGUGAACAUAAAAGAACAUAUACACGUAUAAACACACUAAGCUUUUAUCGUCAUAUAUAUAUAUUUAGCAUGAAUACAAAAGGCAUAAUGGCGAUAUGAUGGCCAUGAUUGAUUUAAUGCAACAAUUUUUAGAUUGUAUAUGUUAUUUUUAUUAGAAUUUCUGCAUAUCCAAUAAAGUAUAUAUUAUAUAUUUUUACAAUAAUCAUAAUGAAUCAAUAUAAUCCAUUACUGUUCAGUUUGCAUCCAAGGUUGAUAGAUUUCACGUACUUUUUGUGAAUACAGCCCCCAUAUAUCCAAACAUAGUGCUUUUUCCAAAUUAUAGGGCUACUCGUAAGGCCAAGGAUGAUUACUUUUUUUUAGGCAGGAAUGAAAAGAAAAAAAAAAAAAGAAGAAAUAUAAAUUAAAUUAAGAGAGAAAGAAAGACGACAUAGAUUUAUCUAGUAGAUUAUUUUUCAUUUCAGGAUAAUAAAAUUUUAUCAUUAGGUAUCAUAGCGUAUAUUGAACAUCAUGCGUAAUAUUAACAAUUCAAUGAAUUAUAUUAAUUUUUUUGUCAUUGUUAAUUACUUACAAGAUGAUAUAUAUUAUUUUGUUUCGUUAGUUUCACGUUGAAAUUUUGUAAUGCUUAAACUCCUGUCUUGAUUUUUUUGAAGCAUUCACUGAAAAGAUAAAAAUAAAAUUGAGUUGAAAUUUUCAAUAUAAAUGUAAAAAGACAUUCCUUUGGUAAUAAUUAAAAAUAACUCAGUGAGGGCAAGUUGUAAGUCAUGGAUUAUCAUUAUAGCGUAUAAAUAUGUUUAACAUCAUAGUACUCUAAUAAUAAAUAUAUAAGCGAUAACAAAAUCAUCAUUUUUCACAUUGAAUUUUAUACUAACCUGAAUUAAAAAUUUUGUAGAAACGUUUAUCAGCGAUUCGAUCUCAAUUUGUCCGUCUAAUAAAAAAAAAAAAAAAAAAAAAAAAAAAAAAAAAAAUGCAUUGAAAAUAUAUUCAAAUAAUUGUAGAUCAUGCAUUUAACUACUAUGUAUGAUAAUUCAGAUAAUUUUUUACAUCAAUAUAAAUAUUUCAACCAUA
Molecule: messenger RNA, 5030 nt
Organism: Vespa velutina
Lineage: Eukaryota; Metazoa; Arthropoda; Insecta; Hymenoptera; Vespidae
Product: carbohydrate sulfotransferase 5-like
Exons: 8
Coding region: 839-2143 (434 amino acids)
Biological process (GO): N-acetylglucosamine metabolic process; sulfur compound metabolic process
Molecular function (GO): N-acetylglucosamine 6-O-sulfotransferase activity
Source: RefSeq, a predicted model, not a curated record